Molecule: messenger RNA, 1584 nt
Organism: Penicillium mononematosum
Lineage: Eukaryota; Fungi; Ascomycota; Eurotiomycetes; Eurotiales; Aspergillaceae
Product: cytochrome P450
Exons: 3
Coding region: 1-1584 (527 amino acids)
Molecular function (GO): monooxygenase activity; heme binding; iron ion binding
Source: RefSeq, a predicted model, not a curated record
AUGUCUCUCUUCGUCCCUAACGCGAUCAUGACUUUACCAGUCGCCGUAGCGACCGUUGGUGCUAUUUUAAUUUACACCGUCUGCCGGGUCUUGUUCGGCCCCCUUGCAAAACUCCCAGGGCCCAAGCUAUACUCGUUGACUGGCCUGAUACUCAGCAAAGAAGGCUUCCAAGGUACACGGACACGGGCAAUCCACCGCCUCCAUCAACAAUAUGGCCCAGUCGUGCGCGUGGGUCCCAACGAGGUCUCUUUCAAUUCCCUGACAGCCUUGCGCCAGAUCUAUGGAGCCAGUAGUUCCUUUGGACGUCCGCCAGCGUUUUACCGCAUAUUCCAUGUGUACGGGCAGGUACACCUCUUUACAUUCUUUUCAUCAGCCGAGCAUGCAGCUCGAAAAAAGACCAUGAGCCAAAUGUACUCUAAGUCAACCGUUUUGAAAAGCCCGGUCGCCGACUCUAUUCAGUCCAAGGCCAAGCAAUUCACAGAUUUGAUCGAGUCAGAUCCGCACAUGGCGUCGGAUCUGACAAAGAGCUUGCAUUUCUUCUCUCUGGACAACAUUACGUGGAUGAUAUUCGGGGAUCGUGGAGGUACGGCCGCUCUGGCAGGCAAAGUGGCGGACAGGCAGAUCCUGAGUGACAUUGAUGAGCCUACGGCGCGCAGAUAUUCAUGGUUUCAAAUUCACCUGCCACGUUAUACUCAGUUUGUCAUGUCCUGCGGCUCGCGUCUGAGAUCGAUCUUCGAUACCUUCGGCUUUCUCCCAGGAAACAGACCGCUUGCGUACAGCGGGCUUCAAGAAUAUGCCUUGGCAACGUUUCACACCCUUCGAGAUGGCCCGUCCUCGACGGCAGCGAGCAAUGUUAAUCUCUUGAUGAGGUUGUUACACGAAAAGAAUAGCAAUUCUGGGAAAACACCGCUUUCUGACUUGGAGAUCGCCGCAGAAUGUGCGGACCAUCUUGAUGCCGGGCUCAAGACAACAAGCGACACAUUGAUGUUUGCUCUGUGGACGCUAUCGCUCCCAGGACAUCAACAGUACCAACAGCGUCUUAUGAACGAAGUGAAGGACGCGGCAUCCUCUCGGCCCCGCAGCGGCAUGGGUUUGCCAGCAGAUAUAUGCGACCGACUACCGUUCCUCGAUGCUGUGAUCAAAGAAACGUUACGUCUAUAUGCGCCUAUACCGGCAUCUCAACACCGGAUUAGCACGCGGGAUAAUACAAUUGAUGGCUAUCACAUCCCUGCAGGGACAAUAGUCAGCUGCCAAGCUUUCUCUCUUCACCGGAAUCCCAAGGUCUUUCCGGACCCCAACACAUUCAAUCCCGAGCGAUGGCUUGCCGACGACGCGGAGACUGCAGAGAUGAAACGCUGGUGGUGGCCGUUUUCUAGCGGGGCACGGAUGUGUCUUGGGACGCACUUGGCGCUCGCAGAAAUGAAAACGUUGCUUGCGGCCAUAUACCAGGCAUACUCGACAACACUGGACCCGGAAUUCGAGAAAUUGUCACCGAAAGCGACAAGCCGGUUUGAAUUGGUUUACGAUGACUCGUUUCCUAGCUGUGAGGGCGAGGAAUUCCGUAUCAUAUUCGACAGACGAUGA